Molecule: messenger RNA, 2262 nt
Organism: Zeugodacus cucurbitae (melon fly)
Lineage: Eukaryota; Metazoa; Arthropoda; Insecta; Diptera; Tephritidae
Gene: l(3)77CDf
Product: phosphatidylserine synthase
Exons: 8
Coding region: 359-1813 (484 amino acids)
Biological process (GO): phosphatidylserine biosynthetic process
Molecular function (GO): L-serine-phosphatidylethanolamine phosphatidyltransferase activity
Source: RefSeq, a predicted model, not a curated record
CUGUUUCACUGUCAAAACUUCAGAAUCAGCAAUUGAUAAUUCUUGUGAUAGUUGUUAAUGAGUGAUAUAUUUCAUCUUUUUACCCAAUGUGCUAUUGAGACACAUGCUCAUUUCCCCAAAAACUUGCAUAGUCUACAGUUGGUUUUAAAACGCGUAUGAAACUAUAGUUCUAUUGGUGUUAACACUGAACGUUUCGUGUGACAAGGGCGCGCAUUGCGCAACUCCAAGCAAAAAGCAACAGUGACAUCUGGAUGGUGUGGUAAUCGGUGGUGAUUGUAUGGAGAUUGUGUGAAAGUACACGUAAUUCUAAAAAAGUUAAAAGGAAAUCAACAAAUAAAAAUAACAUAACAUAAAAACUAUGAAGAAACGAGUUGGUUCAGACGGCAAUAGUUCGGGCGAUGAAAGUGGCGCUGAAUCUCAAAGUGCAAGCAACAGCAAUGCUGCCACCGCAAAAUCCGCGAAACCACGUAACUCUUCGUCCAUCUCAAAAGAUAAGGGACUGGACGAAUAUGCGGAGACGUUUGUGAUUGUAAAUGAACGGCCCGUAGACGAUAUUUCGCUUGAUUUCUUCUAUAAACCGCAUACAAUAACGCUAUUUGCAAUAUCUGUACUAUGCAUGAUGUUCUUCGCCUAUGUCAGAAAUGAAACAAAUAUCGAGGAUAACAUUUGGGCUGGUAUCUUGUGUGCGGUUUUCUUCUUUCUAAUCAUCUCAUUAUUGGCGUUCCCAAAUGGUCCAUUCACCCGUCCACAUCCGGCAGUAUGGCGUAUUAUAUUCGGCUGUUCGGUGCUGUACCUGCUAAUGCUGCAGUUUUUCAUGUUUCAAAAUUACAAGACGAUCAUGAAUAUAUUCUAUUGGCUCGAUCCGAAAUUGGAAGAUUUUCACAUCAACAUGGAGAAGGAAUAUGGCGCCAAUUGCUCAGAUCUCAGCUUUGAUCGCAUAUACAGCACAAUUGACGUAUUCGCUUGGGGUCACUUUCUCGGCUGGGCUUUUAAGGCUGUGCUCAUACGUCAUGCGGGCAUUUUAUGGGCCAUAUCCGUUAUGUGGGAAAUUACCGAAAUCACUUUUGCACAUUUGCUGCCGAAUUUCGUUGAAUGUUGGUGGGAUGCGCUCAUCUUGGACGUGCUCAUUUGCAAUGGCCUCGGUAUUUGGGUGGGUUUGAGAAUUUGCAAAGCGCUCGAAAUGCGCGAAUACAAAUGGGCGAGCAUUAAGGAUAUCUCAUCGACAACGGGUAAACUGAAGCGUGUUGUCUUGCAAUUCACACCGGAGAGUUUCACAUCCAUACGAUGGCUGGAUCCAAAGUCAACAGCGAUGCGUUUUGCGGCUGUAUGCCAACUGGUUAUAUUUUGGCAGGUGACUGAGCUGAAUACAUUCUUCCUGAAGCAUAUUUUCGAAAUGCCACCAGAUCAUUAUCUAGUCGUUGGACGUCUGGUAUUCAUUGGGCUCUUCGUAGCGCCGUCAGUGAGACAAUACUACACCUACGUCACAGAUACGCGUUGCAAACGUGUCGGCACACAAUGUUGGGUGUAUGGCGCUAUUAUGGCCUCAGAAGCAAUACUCUGUCUGAAGAAUGGCAAAGAACUGUUCGAGCGUACACAAGGCAUUAAUAUUGUCUUGUGGCUCAUUACACAAGUUAUCUUAUCCGUGGCCUUUGUUUACGGUUGCAUGUUGUGGCAUCGUGCUCAAGACAAAUACAACAAAUCAACAGAAUCGCCUAGCAAAAAGAGCCAUGCCAAUAAUUCGCCGAAGAAAGAAGAGAAAGGCAAGAAAUCACCAAAAAAAUCUCCCAAACGCAACGCACAGAAAAUUGAAUAAAAUUUAAGAGUCAAACAUAGAAAGAGACAAACUCUAAAAUAUAAAAAACACCAAAAACAAAAUAGUUUAUAAAAUUCGACUACGCUUCCCUGUAUGAGAAAAAAUGUAUGCGGUUAAUACAUUAGUAAAAAGAUAACAUGAACACAGUGUUGUUUAUAAAAAUAACACUAGUUUUGUAAAAAAAAAAAUGGCAACAGAAUUUACAAACUUAAUUUGUGCGUUAUUUUUUAUUAGAUAUUAUAUAAAAUGGGGAAGUAAUAAUAUAUAAUGCACGCAAAUGUAUGUAUGUACUGAUUAAAGUAAUUGUAAUUUACCGAAAAGCAAGAUGACAAACAGUUUGUUGCGAACAAAAUAGAUGCAUAUAUCAAUGAAUGCUAAAGAAUUGCAAAACUCUAAAUUUAAAAUUAAUUUAAAUGUAAGAAAUAUAUAUAUAAUGAAAUAUAUAUAUA